AUGGCGGUAGAGCUUGAGCAGCCUCACCUCUCUUUCCUCACGAAUCCGACGGGCGACGCAGCCAUCGACGCCGACUUGCAAUACAUUCGGGACUUGGACUGGGCCAGAACCGCCGCCGGACUCAUUUCAUCGUGGCCUCGCGAGUUAUUGUUACUCAUCCACGUCGCUAUGCUCUCUCCUCAACCACAGCUCUUCUUGCUUGGCUCGGAUUCGACCGUUCUUUACAACACAGCGUAUGGUCGACUGCUGCAUGACCACCAUCCGCUGUACCAAGGGCGACCUAUAAGUCUCAACACAGCUCUAAUUCAACAGCUUCCCGAAGUCGAUAUACUGAGCGGAUACGCAAGCGAGAAGUCUGAAUUGAAUAGCGAUCAACAUAUACCGUUCUUCUUCUCCCGAAAUGGUCGCCUCGAGGAAGUUUUCUUGUCCAUCACUACGACAGGCCUACCGCCGUCCCUGGGCGGCUUCCACGCCACAACCUACAACGUUACCCGAGACGUGUUGGAAGUUCGCCGCGAGCGUUCUUUAGACGAGUUCCGCAAUGCUUGCGAGACUGCUUCGGACUUGGAUACGCUGUGGCCUUCAAUUUUGAAGGGUAUAUCUAACGGAGAUGGGGACAUAUCGUUCGCUGCUUUAUACCGCAUCGAGACGAGCCAAGACAGUGUGAGCGAGACUGGUCCUUCCAACGAUCAGACCAAUUCGCUAGCCUUUGCCCUCUCUGGCACCGUUGGUUCCUUCCCGGCCGCACCCUUAUCCGCAAUCGAGCCAAGUGUGGAUGAAGCAUGGGUGAAAAGCUUCUUCAGGAGUGUCGAUUCUCGUUCGCCGGUACUUCUCCAGGCUGAGAACGGUACUCUUCCCAAGGAAAUGUGUGAAGCAUCUACGAACCGAUGCUAUGGCGACAUCUGCCACCAGGCUGUUAUAUUGCCAAGUGUCUCGAACCGGACUGCCAACGUUCAUGCUGUCUUAAUCGUCGGUCUGGCACCUCGUACACCUUACGACCGCUCCUACCAAGCUUGGAUCAAGACACUCCAUCGUGACUUCUCCCACGAGGUGAUCUCGAUGGCAAACGUUGAAGCUAGGAGCCGUACUGAGAAAAUCCGGAGAGAAAGCAUUGCUAUAGGAAAUGACAUUUUCGCGAAAGAGGAAGCCCUCAGACAACAAGAGCUUGCUCGUGCAGCAGCUCUGGAGCAGCUCCAUCUCAGCGAAUCGCGGCUGCAAGAAGCCGUGGAGGCCAAACGGCAACAAGAGAAUGCUGUUAUGCACUGUGCGGAUUCCAUAGCCCACUCGCUCUCUGAAGUAAGACUUCUCCUCAACGAGUGCGAGAAGCGAAGCGUACCCGAUAAUGACAGCUCCCGCACCGCCAAUGACUUGCGAAAUCUUAACAGCAGUAUUGGCGAUGCUGUCGAUACGAUCAUGGCGUGCACCAUGCAUCAGAAACGUAUCAUCGAUGACAUCCUCUCGCUCUCCAAACUGGAUUCGAAUUUGUUGGAGAUCUGUCCGACAGUCUUCCACAUCAAGACUUUCCUGAAUCAAGUCGAAAGCACUUUCAGAGCUGAGGCUGAACAGGCUGGAGUUCAGCUUGUAGCUAUAGCUGAUCCCUCAUUGAGCGAGCUCGGCGUUGAUUGGAUCGAUGCUGAUCCGGGGAGAGUGACACAAGUACUAUUCAACAUGGUCGCCAAUGCAAUCAAGUUCACCAAGGAUAGACCCGACGAAAGAGCUGUCACUGUUCGUAUCGGAGUAGCAGCUUGGCCACCCACUGCUAUCUUCGACGGACUCAUCAAAGCAGUCCAAAAGAGUGAAUCGACUGAUCAACCGGUACUCGACGUUCAACCGUCGGACGGGUCAAUAUUCUUGUGGUUCAAAGUCGAAGAUACAGGGUGCGGAAUGGAUGAAUCGACUAAAGCGCGUGUCCUCAGCCAUUUCAGCCAGAACAUGCCCAAGACAUACAGCAAAUACGGCGGUUCCGGGCUGGGUUUGUCCAUCAGCAAGAAAUUGGUGGGCUUGCUGGGUGGCGAGAUUGGCUUCCAGUCUCAGCAACACAUCGGGUCGACAUUUGCUUUCUAUACAAAAGCAUCUAGGGCUCUACCGCCGAGACCGUCUCUAUCUACUAGAAGCUCCGAAAAGUCCAUCACUACCGAAGUACCAACCUCGCCGCUGCCUCAUGCGAUGGGUACCGCUGCGGAUGCGCCGCCGACCACCCAAUCUAGCAUCCUGCUUGUAGAAGACAACAUGGUCAACCAACGGGUACUUAAGAAACAGCUGCAACUCCAGGGCUAUAUCGUUUACACAGCCGACAACGGCCAAGAAGCGUUCGACUUCAUCAAAACUACGCAACACUGGAAAGGCUCGACCUCAUCGCAACCACGCGUCGACGAGCCACGUAUCGACGUCAUCCUUAUGGACAUUGAGAUGCCCAUUGUCAAUGGGCUUGAGUGCGCGAGUAUGAUUCGCGCUGCGCAGGAAGACGGGUCAAUCGAUAAGCAUCUACACAUCAUCGCUGUUACUGCAAAUGCAAGACCCGAGCAACUGAAGCGCGCGCGAGAGACUGGAAUGGACGACGCAGUUCCGAAGCCCUUCCGCAUGAGCUUCAAUCUAGACGCACUCUUUCACGUUGCUGACGACUUGCGUCCCGAGACCUUUUCGCUUAGCCUGUCGGUACGCAAGGCGCCUGUUGUAGAGCCCGCGGGAGGCCUAUGGCAGGAGAGCGCAGUCGAUGAAGAGCAGGAAGCGAAAGAAGAUGAAGAGGCCCGUCUGAGAACUACCAUCGCAACCUUGAGUCAGCAAUGCGAAUACUGGAAAGGGCAGGCUGAGGAACGAGGCAAGACCAUCGACGAUCUGGACCGCAGGACUGCCAAAACCGCUGCUGGAUCUGAUCUUCCGACUGACACCGUACGCCGUCUCAACCGCCUGGAAAGUGAGGUUACGCGUCUGCAAUCCGAAAACACGCAACUGAAGGACACACUCAAGACCAUCGAGUACGAAAAUGUCAAUCUGGGCAAUCAGAACGAUGGAAAGACGCGGAAGCUGAAGGGUGCCAACAAGAAGGUCAAGAUUGCUAAGGACAUGGCGGGGAAGGAGGAAGAGAAAGCCAAAGACGCCCAAGGUGACAAGCAACGCCACCUCGCAUCCGAACGCAGGAUGAAGAAGGAACGCGGUGAUGCUUUGGCUGCACUCCAGCAACAGAGAAAGCUCAACGGUGAUCUGCGCGCGGAGCUUGAGGUCGAGCAGUCGGGUGCACCUCACAUGCGCGAUGCGGCUGCGGACCCGAACAACACCACUGUCAUUAUUCCGAUUCAGUUUGAAAUCCGUCGCACCGAUGUACAACCUAUUAUGAGAGUCCUUCAGUGGCACCAGACGAAUCUCACCGAAAGGUUCAAAGAGUGGUACAAGGACUGGAAGAAGGCAGCUACCGGCGAGGUACGCAAAGUCGUCGGCUCGGAGGGUGUGGAUGAUGAGAAGAAGAAGCUUGAAAAGCUGUAUGGAGAUAUGAUUGAGAUGCCUGAUGGUUAUAUGGAGACUGCUGCUGAGCACGAUGGUUGGCGUUCGAAGCGCGCCGUGCAGGCGGUUUGUCGUCAUGCUGAAGCGCGACAUAACGGAGAGAUGUAG
Molecule: messenger RNA, 3606 nt
Organism: Alternaria arbusti
Lineage: Eukaryota; Fungi; Ascomycota; Dothideomycetes; Pleosporales; Pleosporaceae
Exons: 3
Coding region: 1-3606 (1201 amino acids)
Biological process (GO): phosphorelay signal transduction system; phosphorylation
Molecular function (GO): transferase activity, transferring phosphorus-containing groups
Source: RefSeq, a predicted model, not a curated record